AGGCGCUCGGCGCUCGGCUCCUUCCCCAAAAUGGCGGCGGCGGCGGCGGGCGGCGAGGCGGGAAGCGGCGGCGCGGUGUGAGGCGGCCGCGGCGCCUCCCCCCCCGUCUCCCAUCCUCGGGGCCCGCUCGGACCUUUUCCUUUAGAUGGGAACGGGGGAAGGAGCCCAGACCUGGCAACACGUCCUGAGGCUCCUGCAGGACCGCCAUGGCUUAUGAUGACUCCAAGAAGAAAGAAGAGUUCCUAGACAGUGACCGAAGUGAUGUGGAGCUGGCUUCAGUCAGGACACAGCGAGAGAAAAAACGGUCUUACAGGGACCAGCUGCAAGAGGAGGAGAGAACACAGGUCAGGAAGCCUCCAGAGAAAAGGUUUAAGGACAGCGAGCUCUUUCCAGGCACAGAAUCUCACAAAAAGAAGAAGAAGCACUCCUCCGAUGAGUACUGCUCCAGAGAUCUCUCAUCUUCGGAUCCACCAUCAAAGAAGAAGAAAAAAACAGUUUCUAGCCCAUCCUCGGCUGAUAAAAACAUGGACGUACUCAAGGCUGUCACCUCGCCUUUGGCCACAAGCUCCAAGUCUUCAAAGAAGACAUCUGAAAAAUCAUCUUAUUCUUCCUCUGGCCAUUCUGAAAGCAAAAAGGAGCACCACAAGAAGAAAUUGAGUGGAAGCAGUGGGGAACACUCAGUGGAUGAUGGCAGCUACCACAAAUCUAAAAAAAUGAAACCUCUCUAUGUGAACACAGAGACCCUCACUCUUCGUGAACCUGAUGGCUUGAAGAUGAAGCUUAUCCUUUCACCAAAAGAGAAAAGUAGUGCAGCAGAUGAUGAUUCUUUCUCCUACUCCUCAGCAGCAGCAGCUGCAAAGAAAUCUUCCAAAAAAUCAUCUCGAGAUGAGCAGGGCUCAUUCCAUAUGGGUCAUGAAGUGCAGAGCUUCCAGAAGUCAUCCCGGAAGAAGCACAGACCUCCUCCAGACCCACAUCCCCCUUCCGAGAGUUUUGGUGCUGACACAUCUGUGUUUUCAGAAGGCCAUGGGAGUGAGUAUGAGACUUCGGGUAUGGAGGCACCACCAGAAUCUGGUUCCUCUUCUGGUGGGGAGUUGGAGGCUGGGGAGCUAGUGAUAGAUGACUCCUACCGGGAAAUCAAGAAGAAGAAGAAAUCCAAAAAAAGUAAGAAAAAAAAAGACAAGGAGAAACACAGAGAGAAGAAGCAUUCUAAAUCUAAAAAGAGUUCUGGGCACUCUUCUGUGGCAGUAGCAGAAGUAACAGUGUCACCACCACCUCCUUCCAGUACUUCCUAUGUUGUUCCUCCAUCUCAUCCUACUAUUUAUCACUCAGAUGGACAAAGUGAGAAGAGGAGGAAAAGGGAAGAAAAGGAGAAGGAAAAAGCUGAAAAAUGGGAAAAGCCAAAGAAGAAAAACAUGUCUGCCUAUCAAGUGUUCUGUAAGGAAUAUCGUACAAAUAUUGUUUCUGAGCACCCCAGGAUAGAUUUUGGAGACCUGAGUAAAAAGCUAGCAGAAGUGUGGAAGCAGCUCCCUGAGAAGGAUAAACUGGUCUGGAAACAGAAAGCUCAGUAUCUGCAGCACAAGCAGAAUAAAGCAGAAGCCACCACUGUGAAGCGAAAGGCAUCGUCUUCAGAUGGUGCUCCAAAAAUAAAAGCUUCUCCACCAGGAGUGAUUUCCCCUCAAAAGAAAUCCCCCACCAGCACUGUGGUGUUGCCUUCCUCACCAGCCAAAGCCCCUGAGACUGAUCCUAUAGAUGUAGCUGCGCAUUUACAAUUGCUGGGCGAAUCUCUGAGCCUCAUUGGGCACAGACUGCAGGAAACAGAGGGAAUGGUGGCUGUUUCAGGAAGUUUGUCAGUACUUCUGGAUUCUAUCAUCUGUGCUUUGGGCCCAUUAGCAUGUCUGACCACACAACUACCUGAGCUGAAUGGCUGCCCUAAGCAAGUUUUGUCAAACACACUAGACAACAUCGCCUACAUCAUGCCUGGACUUUGAUGGGAAAAGAUCCUGGGAUUUACUCAACUUCCGUGUAACUGACCUGUGCACAUAUGCACUACACCGGCACUCCCGAAGGACUCUGUGUGUAGGGUUUUAAGUUUUUUUUAACUGUACAGUAUAUACAUAGGAUUGUAACUGUCUUAUUUUUUGAAAAGUUGUGAAGUUAAGCUGAGAGAACAGAUCUUUGCUGGUGGAUGAAAUGUCAUCCAAUCUAAAAGUAUUUGUAUGAAGAAUUCAGAAAGGUUCUGAGAUACUAGCCUUAAAUUAAGAUCCUUUAGUGGGGGAAGCAGCCAGAGAACGGAUUUUUCAAUAUUAGGAAGGACACAUCACCAUGAGAGUAGUCAUAGAAACAACCCAGAAAGGUUGUUGAAUCUCCAUCCUUGUUGAUACUUAAAUACUGAGUGAGCGGCCUAGUGUAGUUGGACUUUAUUUAGAAGCAGGGGGUUGGACAAGAUGACCUCCUGAUACCCUUCCCAGUGUAAAGUAUUCUUGUAUUCUAUGGGCACGUAGAGAAAGUAAUGUAGGUCGGACCAAGAAAUAGAAUUGAACUCUUCACCAGCCCUAUUUCUAAUUUUCAGUUUAAAAUCUGCUCAAGGGGAAAGCUGGAUAGUUGAUCAAAGAUGCAGAGGGCUUUCCCUCUUGGACACAUCUUCUACCCCCCCUCUUCAGUCAGUAAUAACUGAAAGUUGUCGGUGUCAGCUCCCUGGUCUGGUAGCUGGCAUUUGGCGUGAAGUUGAAGAUGACAGAGAAUUUAAUCUUUUCUUGUGGACUUGCAUCCAAAUCGUCACUAGCACCGAUUUAUCGACAGACUUCAUUGGCUUGAGGGGAUGCACCUCCUGCUGAUUUUUCUAGGGCACGGUCAGCCUGCUUUGAUGGAGAGGAGAGCGAUAGCGGAUGGGAAAAACUUGGAUCGCUUCUGCCCAUCUCGCCCCUUGUUUGUGAACAGACAACCCUGGUUUCUGAGUUUGCUGCUCCCCCACCCCUUUCACCAGCAGUUUUGAAAGAGCCGUGGUGCUGCUGCGAGACGUUGACUAGUGACCAAUUUGAAGCCGUUGCAGCCGACCAAGCGUUAGUUUUUCUCAGUGUUAGUGGAAGAGGCAGAAGCUUCUCACGCCACCACCCACGUUCUCAACCCAAGCCUCAGACCAGAGCAUCGGUGUUUUAGCAGCGUGUGAGUAACCCCAGCAAGCCUGGAACUGGAAAGGGCCUGGCAGGGAGGCGAUCUGCUCCUGCUUCUCAUCCCGGGCACUAGCAAAGGACCCUGCUGCGAAGCAACCAGCCCUCACAGCUGAGGGUAAAAAGGUUUUACAGGAAAAAAACCUUUACGAGGACCAGAGGGAGACCUGCUCCAGCUUUGUGACCUCUACAGCAGAAAACCCUUCCUGGAAGAGCCCCGAGGGUUUUGCCCGCACCUCGCCGCUUUUACACUUCGCGCCCCAGCUCCCGACGGCCCCUUUUUGUACGGCUCCGACAAUAUAUUUUUGUUACACACCC
Messenger RNA from Anas platyrhynchos (mallard), 3485 nucleotides. NCBI's taxonomy places the organism in Eukaryota, Metazoa, Chordata, Aves, Anseriformes, Anatidae. The record is from RefSeq and is a predicted model, not a curated record.